Molecule: messenger RNA, 511 nt
Organism: Penaeus chinensis
Lineage: Eukaryota; Metazoa; Arthropoda; Malacostraca; Decapoda; Penaeidae
Exons: 5
Coding region: 17-511 (164 amino acids)
Source: RefSeq, a predicted model, not a curated record
AAAAGAUACAUAUACGAUGGGUAACGUUGGGAGAAGUACUUUCGUCCGCGGGAAUUUUAUCUUCCCGCUGACAAUAAUGCUGGGAUUAACUGGCUUGUUAAUGUGGAUGACGGUAACAAGGAGGUCUGCAAGCGUAUCUCGGCCAGCCUGUGAAAAUCCAUCAGCUGAAACCUGCCUACGAGACAUGUUGGAAGGACCCCCGCUAUGGAACGACCCUCAGCUUCUCCAGGUGAUCAAGGAAGAGUUCCUGAGGCCUCCUGCUCACGUGCAGGACAUCCCGCCGAUCCUGGAGGGCGUGGAGGUCGAAGUACUGGAGGCUGUGAAUAGGACGGUCGGUCCCGUGAACUUCUUGGUGGCGAUGGUGGGCGUCAACCUCGAACUGGUGAAGGAACUGUCCAAAAGAGCGACAGGCAUCUGGAUCGACCCUCGGCCGUGGCAGAAUCCAGCGCCAUCAGUCGUUUCGAACAUGUGGCACACGCACGCUUGUCUGACGCCGAAAUACGAAGCAUGA